AUGGCGGACAAGGAUGGAAAGCAGUACAAGUACCGGCAGGAAAUCCAGCAGAUGAUGUACGUCGCCGGCGAGACAGGCGAGCCCAGCAUCGAGACGAUGGGCAUUAUCGAGGAGAUUGUACGGCAGCAGGUCAUCGAGAUGCUGCGCGCAAGUACCGAGCUGGCCGCCCGCCGCGGCUCGCGGUCCCUGACCAUCAACGACUUGAUCUUCCAGAUCCGCGACGAUGCGGCCAAGGUCUCGCGCCUGCGCACCUUCCUGUCAUGGAAGGACGUGCGCAAGAACGUCAAGGACUCCGAGGACAAGGCCGGCGACGGUGCCGACAUUGGCGGCGCAGAGGAUCCCACGCUCGGCGGCGGGCCUGCGGGCGCAGGCCCCGUCGACGAGGCGGCGCAGAAGAACAAGAAGAAGAAGGUCGCGUUGCCGUGGGAGCCGAGCAGCUACUACAGCCAGGACGUCCCUGAGCGCGAGGACGAGGAAGACGAGGAGGAGGAAGAGAUGAACUACAUCACCCUGCAGCGCCUGCGAAAAGCAGACGAGCGCACCAAGGCGAUGACAAAGGAGGAGUACGUCACGUGGUCGGAAUACCGACAGGCCUCGUUUACGUACCGCAAGGGCAAGCGAUUCCGGGAAUGGGCUGGUUUCGGCAUCGUCACAGACAGCAAGCCGUCGGAUGACAUUGUCGACAUGCUCGGUUUCCUGACCUUCGAGAUGGUGUCGAUGCUGACCGAGGAGGCGCUCAAGAUCAAGGAGCAGGAAGACCUGUGGAGGGAGAGGACCGGCGGCGAGAACGCGGGCAAUAAUAAGAAGCGAAAGCUGCACCAGAGCUUGUUCGAUCCGCCGAGCGAGGGCCGGACGCCUGUCGAGUCGAGACACAUCCAGGAGGCCUUCCGCCGGCUGCAAGCCAGACCAAAGAAGGCCCGUGCUAUGUUAAACGGCACAAAACUACCUCAACGCUCAGCACUGAGGCUAUUUUAA
Molecule: messenger RNA, 975 nt
Organism: Cryphonectria parasitica EP155
Lineage: Eukaryota; Fungi; Ascomycota; Sordariomycetes; Diaporthales; Cryphonectriaceae
Product: TFIID-18kDa-domain-containing protein
Exons: 1
Coding region: 1-975 (324 amino acids)
Biological process (GO): transcription by RNA polymerase II
Cellular component (GO): SAGA complex
Molecular function (GO): transcription coregulator activity; protein heterodimerization activity
Source: RefSeq, a predicted model, not a curated record